Molecule: messenger RNA, 402 nt
Organism: Effrenium voratum
Lineage: Eukaryota; Dinophyceae; Suessiales; Symbiodiniaceae
Source: the annotation of a GenBank genome assembly
AUGCCGAGCGCGGCUAUGCUCGCAACCGGAUACCCCCAGGAGCUUAAGGAGAUCAAGAAGCAGAUCGAGAACCUGUCGAAGGCCCAGAAGAGGCGUUUGGAUCUCCCCCUGGGCAGCGAUGCCCAGAGAGAGGAGCGGGACGUUGAGGCCGUCUCGAGCCAUGUCUCCACGCUGAUACGAUGCUGCGAGCAGACCAUCCACCAGAUUCGUGCGGUGGGCAAGAAGGAGGGUCUGCUGGACGACGAGUUCCGGCAGAACAUGCAGCGGAGCCUGGCCUCGCAGCUGCAGCAGCUUUCGCGGCAAUGUCGGGAGCUCCAGAAGGGCUACAUGGCCGAGCUGAAGCGGAAGCUCCGGCCUCGGAAAUUCCCACUUCUCUAUCCCGCCAAAUCGGAUGCGCCUUGA